Callorhinus ursinus (northern fur seal) is the source of this 1947-nucleotide messenger RNA. RefSeq names its product coiled-coil domain containing 60 (gene CCDC60). NCBI's taxonomy places the organism in Eukaryota, Metazoa, Chordata, Mammalia, Carnivora, Otariidae. The record is from RefSeq and is a predicted model, not a curated record.
UUGGCUUUGGGAAUCAGGAAGAAAUUGCUGGAGCCUCUCACACCAGGGGCUGCUGAAGUAGAAGAUUCUGGAAAAACCCCUCUUUGAGGAGCCCAGGCUAUGCCUGAGGGAUUUCCAAGAUGACCAAGAUACCAGCCACCAAGAAGAUGCAGAGUGUCCCCAACUCGGGGGCCCUCUGGCCCUUUUAUGUCUCAGAACAUCUGACACAGGUGCCAGACAAGCCAAUGAGGAGCAUCAAGUAUAUGGACAAGGAAAUAAUAAACCUCAAAAAAGACCUUGCACGAAGCCGCGUGUUGAUUCGGUCGGUAAAGAUGGGCCGCGGAUACUUCAGCAUGCUGCAAGAGGAGAGUGCCUUGAAAAAGAAGCUACAGCAACUUCAGAAACUCAAAGAAGAAGAAAGACAUAAAUUCCAGCCAGCCAAAAAGAUGUCAGAAAUCCAUUAUGGCGAAAUUCUUUUGACCACAUACAAUGACGAGAAGGUUAAGAAGGUGGGCGCUGGAGUCAUUUGCCCAUUUACCCCCGCGCACAGCUGCAUCAUCUUGCCCUCGCUACCUGAGGCUCAUGUGGAGCCCCUCUUCCGCCAGCUCUGUGCCCUCCACUGGCUCCUGGAGGCCCUGACUAUCGACCACACCCACCACAUCAUGAAGCCCGUGAUCACCUGCUGGAAUCCAAACUCCACAUCCACUGACAUCCCAUUGGAUGCUUGGAAUCAACCAGCCACGAUGGGAGUAUUGACACCACAGAGACUGGCCAGGGACCCGGGUGGAAGCAAGAGCACAAUAAAGAAAAUCAAUAAGGACAAGUCCAUGGGACAGAGGUGGGAGCACUUCGUCACGGCGCCGAAGACCAAGAAAUUCAAAAUUCCUGUGCUCCGCGUCACCAGCCGCAAACCAAGCCGGCGAGGCUCCACACUCAGUCUGUCUCGGACCAGCGGAGGAUCAUCCCCUCAGAGCAGCAUGGUCUCCAUGAACCCUGGCUCAGAUGAGCCCCCGAGUGUGAUCACCCAGGCGACAGGCAGCAAGGACAUUGAGGACAAUGAAUCAUCUUCAACCAAGCCUGACGAAGAACCUCUCCACAUCAAUUUGCAGAAGCUGCUGGAGAUGGUUCGGGAAGAUGCCCGAAGGACAGUCAUGUUGGAAAAUGGGAUGCAAAGAAAAGCACCCAGUAUCUUGUCAAUGCUCAGACAAAACAAGAGUGAUUCUGCCUAUAAAGACAUGCAGACCACCCGCAAAUCAAGUGACCGAUCCAGCAGUUCAAGUGGAGAAAGCCACACCCAAGUCAUCCAGAAGAAGUCUAAAAGCCGCACCAACCGUGACAUCAUCCACUGCAAGACUGGUGUAUGCAGCUCCAUGAGGGCCAAGUUUUACAGCGUGGCCCAGGAGGCCGGCUUCUGUCUUCAAGACAAGAUGGAAAUCCUCAUGAAGCGCCAAGAAGAGAGAGGUCUCCAGAAGUUCCAUUCUUUUGUCAUUGUCUCGAAUUUUAAGAAGGAUAUAGCAAAAAUGAGGCAUCAAGUCUCCAUGAUAAAAGGAGAUGCAGAAGAAAUUGCAGACCACUGGUACUUUGAUCUGCUGUCCAAACUCCCUGAGGAUCUGAAGAAUUUCCGCCCCGCCAAAAAGAUCCUGGCGAAACUGCAGAAGUUUGGGGAAAACCUGGACCUCAGGAUCCGGCCCCAUGUCCUCCUGAAGGUGCUACAGGACCUGAGGAUCUGGGAGCUGUGCUCUCCGGACAUUGCGGUGGCUAUCGAGUUUGUACGUGAACACAUCAUCCAUAUGUCUCAAGAGGAUUAUAUCACCUGGCUGCAGAACCGGAUCAAUGUCCCCAUCCGAUCCCAAAGUCUCCGGGCAUAGCCUGGCCCUGGUUCAACCAGCUGUCCCAGUGGAGAAGGGCUAAACUACUGUAUUCCUGCUUCCUACCUGUGUUCCUGCUUCCUGCCUAUCCACUAGGAUA